GGACAUUUUAAAAAUAUAAGAUCAGGCACACACAUUGCAGGCUCAACGUUGAGGUCAUUUCAUUCUCGCUUUGUUCACUGCCGCUACUAUCGUCCCAAACCUCACUCUUCAGGAUAUGGUAUAACCUAUCUUGGUUCAUUGUUCAUCGAUGCUCUCUUUAAUCUCUUAUCACGAAGGUGUUCAAUUACUUCUUUGAUUUUUCUACAUCAUACAAGAUGAGUAGAUCUGAUGAUUUGAAGGAGAAGCAUGGAAAAAGUAAUUGGCUUUCUGUGAAUAAUUAUGACGAACAGAGUGCAGCUCGUACAAGGCCAAUUAGUUUUGAGGAGAUUAUGCUUAGAAGAAGAAACAAAAAAUUGGUUGAAAAUGUAAAAGACCAUGCUGGGGAAGCAUGCAAUAUAUCACCUGAAGGAUCUUCAGAGAAAAUUGCUGAUCAUUUUGAGUCUCCAAAAAUCACCAAGCGUGAUGAAAGUUCAUCCUUUGGUAUGGAGAGAGAUACUAUGGAGGCACCAGUUAAAGUGGGUUCUAGAAAGAAGGUUGAGAGCGGCUGUAUAAAGGAAGAGGAUAUAACUGAAAGGAGAGACAGAGAAAAAAAUAUCUUUGAGACCAAAUCAAGUGCUGGAUUAAAUAAUAGAGCCAGGAUAACUAGGGAAAAUACUGGAAAAGAGAUUUGUGGUCGGAGAAAGAAUGAGCGAAUUAGUGAUAAUUCUGAGUAUAAAGCUGGAAAUAAGCAUUCAAGAGAUUCAGUUAAUAAAGAUAGUAAUCCAGAAAUAGAUAGACCAAAAUCUGAAAGGAAAAUAAAGGAAAAGAACCACGUUGGAGAGGGUGAUAAUCCUAAUGAGUAUUAUACCGGAAGGAAGCAUGAAAAAGAUAGACAUUAUAGGCGGAAAGUGGAAAAGCGGUUAAGCAAUGAUACCGAAGAAGUACCUGAAAAGAAGCACCGUAGAGAUUCAGAUAAGGAUAAGCAUGUAGAGGGUAGAGCAAAAUAUGAAAGAGAAAUAAAAAGAAAGUAUAGAAAUGGAGAUGAUGAAACUCAGCAGAGGAAUGAUAAGCAUGUAGAGGGUAGAGCAAGAUAUGAAAGAGAAAUCAAAAGAAAGUUUCGAAAUGGAGAUGACGAAACUCAGGAAAGGAGUGCAAAAAGGAAACAAGAUAUUGCAAAACAUCACAACCCACACAUUUAUGAGAAGAAGGACAGGGGGGAAAAGGUGAAGUCGCAUUAUGAAGAAUCAACUGCGAAGCGGAAACGGUCUAGAAGUCAGGAGCGUGCGGACAGAAGAAGGUCCCGCUCAUUUUCACCGAAGCCACACAGAAAUACUUAUCAUGAUGGAGAGCAUAAAGAGAUGUCUACGCCUUCUCUGAAAGAUGGUUCUAGAAAAAAACAUUCUGAUGUCGGUAGAAAUAGAGUAUCAACUAAUGGCUCAAGUGGUCUCCAUCAUCGACAUGACAGCUCUACUAGUGGACUCGGUGGCUAUUCACCAAGGAAGAGGAAAAGUGAAGCCGCUGUUAGGACUCCUUCCCCAUCUAAGCAUUCUAUUGAGAAGAAGCGGGCUGGAUGGGAUCUUCCCCCUCUACAGACAAAUAAUCCUUCUCCAGCCUUUGUUUCUUCUGUUGUGUUAUCCAAUGUGCAUGAUGUGGCUUCAGCUUCUUCUCUGAAUCUAUCUAAUGUAAAACUGCCAAUGUCUUUUUUGAAUGAUAUAUCAACUGGGAAGAAGGCCAACAUCGAUUCUGUCCAACUGACGCAAGCUACCCGGCCUAUGAGAAGGCUUUAUCUUGAGAAUCUACCAGCUUCAGCCUCUGAGAAAGCUGUAAUGGAUGGCUUCAAUAAUGUCUUGCUAUCUGUUGGUGUACAUCAUAUCCAACAAGCUCAACCGUGUAUCAGCUGCACUUUGCAUAAAGAUAGAGGUCAAGCAAUUGUGGAAUUCCUUACAGCUGAGGAUGCAUCAGCUGCUCUUUCUUUUGAUGGCAGUGUACUGUGUGGCUCUGUUGUGAAAAUUAGACGCCCUAAAGACUACGUUGAUGUUGCAACUGUUGAACCUGAAGGAUCAGUGGAGGAUUCUGUCAGAAUUAGUGAUGUUGUAAUUGAUUCACCUAACAAGAUCUUCAUUGGUGGGCUUUCAAAACAUCUAUCUUCAGAUAUGCUUGUUGAGAUUGCUGGUGCAUUUGGAUCUUUGAAGGCUUACCACUUUGAGACUGAGGGCAGCAAUAGAUCAUGUGCAUUUCUCGAGUAUGUAGAUCAAUCUGUUACCAUCAAAGCUUGUGCUGGUUUGAAUGGUAUGAAGCUGGGAGGGGAAGUCCUAACAGUUGUUCAGGCUAUGCCUGAUGCAUCAUCCUUGGAAAAUGGUGAUAAACCACCAUCUUAUGGGGUUCCAGAACAUGCAAAGCCACUGCUCAGAAAGCCAACAGAAGUACUAGAGAUUAAAAAUGUGUUUGCAGUGGAGUCUAUUUUGUCUCUGUCUGACAUGGCAAUUGAAGAUAUUUUGGAGGAUGUACGAUUGGAAUGUGCAAGGUUUGGGACCAUUAAAUCAAUUAAUGUAGUGAAGUAUAGAAGUGAUGAGCAUUUAGCAACUAAAUCAGAAGAAUGUGAAGUUACAAACGAAGUAGAUUCUAAAGAAGCUUCUCAAGAUGCAAUGUGUGUCAAUGCAGAAUCUAGUUUUCCUGAAAAGGCUGCAUGCGCCAUUUCCAAUGAAGCAAGUGGAGUGGAGUUCUAUUAUGACAAAGAGCUGGGAGAAGAUCAAGUUAAUGAUAGAAGUAGUAGCAUUAAUGUUGAUAAAAAUGCUGAUGAUAUUUUUGACAAUGCGUCAUGCCAAAAAGAACAGCUUGUGAGUGACAAAACAGUUGAAAAUGCAGGCCAUGAGAGCAUACAAAGUAGUAUCAUUCAGGAAUGUCCUGAUCACCUGGAUACACCCAAUGAUGUGCCAGAGUUACAUGAAAUGGUUGCUAACGAUAUUGAUGUGGAUAUUGAAAACAAGAUGGAGGGUGGCAAUAUGAACUUGAAAAACACGGUUUGUCCACUUCAGGAAGUCUCUUCUGAACGUCAUAACAGUUCAGAAUUAGUUGGUUCCAGAAAAGGCAUUGACAAGGAAGAUGAUAUUUGUGGUCAUGUAUUUGAACCCGGUUCCGUUCUUGUUGAGUACGGAAGAGCUGAAGCAUGUCGUUUGGCAGCUCAUUGUUUGCAUGGGCGUUUAUUUGAUGGCAGAAUGGUGACAGUGGAGUAUAUUGCUCAGAGUCUGUAUAGAGCAAGGUUUACCAAAUGAGUAUUACAUGGUUGUGCAAGAAUGAAUUGAUUCAUCAGUUGAUCUGAUUGGUUAUGUCGACAUGCUUGCUGGCGUAUAAAAUCUGUUGGACGAUGAGGUUCUUGAAGUGCAUUUGGAUUGGGAAAAAGCAUAAUUUAGCAAUUUCAACAUGAGAAAAAUGCAGCUUACAUCAAGUAUGGAGCUGCAGACGACUGGUGAAGAUUUGUUUUUUUUUUUCUUCUCAUGGGGCAUAUGAUUGAAGUUUUUCUUGCACCGAAUAAUUUUGUUGUUUAAGCGAGUUGGUGGUGGCCUGGUGCUAUUUGGAGUUAUUCUUUAUACAAGGUUAUGCUGCAUUACAAACUGGUUGUUGUAUCGUAGUAUGCUAGAUGCUGAUUACAUUACAGGGUCAUACUAGUACUAGCUAGCUUUCAAGAACCAUUACUUUUUACAACCUCUAUUAAUUUAGGCUUAAAUAAGUUUUUGAUCCCUAACCUUUACCAAA
This is a messenger RNA of Lotus japonicus, 3732 nucleotides long. RefSeq lists its product as uncharacterized. The coding region runs from base 216 to 3251 and encodes 1011 amino acids. Lineage: Eukaryota; Viridiplantae; Streptophyta; Magnoliopsida; Fabales; Fabaceae. Gene Ontology annotation, molecular function: poly-pyrimidine tract binding; pre-mRNA 3'-splice site binding. The record is from RefSeq and is a predicted model, not a curated record. Gene Ontology annotation, cellular component: nuclear speck; U2AF complex; U2-type prespliceosome. The transcript has 10 exons.